This is a messenger RNA of Anthostomella pinea, 1098 nucleotides long. The record is from the annotation of a GenBank genome assembly. Lineage: Eukaryota; Fungi; Ascomycota; Sordariomycetes; Xylariales; Xylariaceae.
AUGGCGAUAUGUUCGACGGGCUCGGUCGCCUUCAUAUUCCUUCAGUUCUUCAGCUCGACACCGUCCCAGCUCUUUGCAGGCCAACUUCUCAACGGCUGCAUCAUCGCAUUCUAUCCCACCUGCGCCUCGGCGUAUGUGGGCGAGGUCUGUCCGCUAGCUCUUCGCGGGUUUGCCGCCUCGAUGACAAACCUCGCGUCGUUGUUGGCCAAUUCAUUGCCUCUGGCAUCCUCAAAGCUCUGUAAGAAGGGCAGAUACGACGAGGCCGAGAAGUCAAUCCGACGAUUGGCUACACCCGGCAUUGACCCCAGCCUGAAACUUGCGCACGUCAAGGAGACGCUUCGCCUGGAAGAUGCCUUCAAGAGCGACAACGCACCCAGCAUCCUCGACUGCUUCCGCGGCCCCAAUCUCCGCCGUCUCAUCAUCUGCGUCAUGGCCUACGACAUACAGGAAUUCACGGGCAACAUCUUGUUCAUCGACUACGCAGUCUACUUCUUCGAGCUCGCUGGGCUGGACACGUCCGAGGCGUUCAGCAUGAAUCUCUGCCUCACCGCCAUCGGCUUCGUCGGCACCUGCCUGUCGUGGUGGGUCGUGUCCUUCGUUGGGCGCCGCAGUGCCUACCUAUGGGGCUGUGGCACGCUGUCCAUCUUCUGCUUCAUUAUCGCGACGCUUGACUUCGCACCGACCGCUACGCAUGCCGCGACUUGGGCGCAGUGCUCCCUGAUGCUGAUUUGCAAUUUCGUCUAUGAUAUCACCAUCGGUCCGUACUGCUUCGUGCUGCUGGCAGAGGUGUCGUCGGCUCGUCUUCGUGGGAUGACCAUCGGCCUGGCUACGGUGACGUGUCAUGUGGUCUCCAUAGUCCUUGCGGUCGCGAUACCGUAUGCGAUGAACGAGGACCAAGGAAACUGGCGUGGCAAGAUCGGGUUCCUGUUUGCCGGUUUGGGAGCGUUGAGCACGGCGUACUGCUUCUUCUGUCUACCCGAGACACGUGGUCGUACGUUUGAGGAGCUCGACGUCCUGUUUGAGAGGAAGGUCUCCAGCCGCAAGUUCCAUGACUAUGAGAUAAACGGCGCCGUGGCGGCGAGCGAGGAGCUGAGGUAA